AUGGCAGCGGCUGGGGGCUCGGGGAGCAGCGGCGGCGGGAGCCCGGUGGCCGCAGGAGGUGAGAGUUGGGGGGCUGGGGAGGCGGUGCGGGGCGCCACAUCCCCCUCGCCUCAACGCCCCGUAACCUGCCGUGGGGCUGGGCUGCGGGAGGGCAGGCGGAUAAGGGGGGGCAGGAGUCCCUUUGAGGCCGGGUCUCUCUCUCUCUCUCUACGUGUAUCAUACAGACAGUUCGAUAUAUAGAUGCCUCUCCCGAUAAUACGAAUAUGUAUGUAUAUAUGAGAGAGACAUUGGUAUGUCUAUCGGGAGAGAGAGGCAUAUACUGGGCUAGCCAGAGAGAGAGAGAGAGAGAGCUAGCCCUAAUAUAUAUAUAUAUAUAUAUAUAUAUAUAUAUACACACACACAUAUACACACACACACAUAUACAUACAUACAUGCAUACAUGUAUAUAUAAUACACACACAUGGCUGCUGGUGAGCAACAAGGAAAGAAUGCUGUGCUGUCCUUCUCUGCAUCUGGUCGAGGGUGAAUUUUAGUGCACAGAGGAGGAGGAGUCUUUUAGCCAUUUCGAUUGGGAUCCUGGAAGUGUGAAUCCCCGUAGGAAAGUCUGUCCCCAUGUUACACUGCAAAUCCCCCCUUUAAAAGAGAGAGGGAGAGCUCAAAGAAAUAUUAAAGGGAAGCCUUAGGGGGCCAUGGUGAGCCAGCAGAAUGUAUUUCAUUACAAUUUUGGUAACAGUUUCUAGUGUGACGGAGGAUUUGUGAUCAGAAUGAAUAGGAAUCGCAAUAGCUACUAGCGAAAAGAAGGUCUGGAAGGCUGGCUUACCAGCUGGUAACUCUGAUGAUGUGUAAAAGUUCCGCCUUCAUUUUCAAAGGAAUUAUACCUCUGACUACCAGAUUUUGGGGAUAAACAUAGGAAGUCAUCAUCAUUGCUAUGCCUAUCCCCUGUGGGAGGUGGGUUGCUGAACAAAACCAGCCUUCAUUAUACUCCUUUAAGGCUGUUAUUCUUAACAGUUAGUUCUGCAGUCCUAUUAGGACGUCAUAGGUGACUCCAGGAACAGAGAUGGGGAAUGCCUGCACAGCUGUUUAUUGUAAUUAUUUCCAUAGCUUGUAUUAGGCUUCUUGCUGUUUGAUUUCUCUUUCAGGAAGCAGGUGAACACUUUUCUGUUCAUAGGAAUGUAGUUCAGCAAGCUGUGGCUGUGCCAUUUUUCUGUCCCCACUUCCUGCUAGGUCUGCGUGUGUCUCCCAUGGCAGGUGCAAGAUAUUGUUUGCUGAGCCAAGCAGAGCAGGAUGCCAGCUCUCUAGGAUCCGUUUUGUGCGUCAGAACAGUGGGGUGGAAAACCCUGACCUUUCGCAUGCCACUGGAGCUCUGAGACCUGGAUUAGUAGAUGUUAAACAUUGCAAGAGGGGUGGGAUUUUGCUCAGCCGGGAAGUUUAUCUAAAUACUCUAUGGUAGUAAUUCCAUUUGCCAGUUAAAUUGGAAAGAAACUUUAUGAUUCUCCGUUGAUGCCAGCAGCCAAGGUGAUCAGGUGAGCCUCCAGCAGCAGAUGGUGCAGGAAACAAUUAACUCUCAUAAAUGCAGGACUUGCCUUCAUCCUAAAAAUCUCUGGGCCCUUUAUUUUAAUUCACGUAUACUUUUUUCACUAUUUAUUUAUGUCCAACUUUACAAAGUACAUCAACUUCAGUACCAACAGUAAAGGUUUUAACAUCAACUAUACAACUUGAGAUCACUGUGUUACGUCAUCAUUUUUGUUAGUCAUCCCCUAACGCAUCUCAUUCUCUACCACCUUAGAUGCCUUAGGACAGGCACGUCCAACUCUCUAGAGGCUGCAAUCUACUCCCAGCAUAAAACAACUGGCAGCGAUCUACCCAUUUUCAUGGGGGGGGAUACCAAAGUUGUUGAGCUUUUUGUUGAGCUUUUUUAAGGGAAGGACAAAGUUGCUGAGCUUCUUUUUUGGGGGGGGGGGAGGAACAUGCACCACUAAAAAAUCGUGAUGCUAACAAGUAGAUGAAGCGAAAAAGACUAGUUUAUUAUCAGUAACAACCACCCAUUUCACAGACAAAACGAUGAUGGUGGGGGUGGAGACUUCCAACACAAUUCUUUUUACAGCCACCAAUCAAAAGUGAGCCCGUGAUCGACCGUGAUCAUUCUGUGAUCGACCUGUCGAUCGCGAUCAACCUGUUGGACAUUGCUGCCUUAGGACAUCAUUCUAUGGAUUUCCAUGAGUCUGGGGUGUCCUUAUACAUCCCUCUGUUUUGUUUAAAUGUUUGAUAAAGGAGUCCCCCCUGCACCCCUACCACAUAGAAAGCACCCACACUAAGUUCAUGUUUGCCAGUACCCGGCUUGUUUCAAACAAGGGCUUAGUGUGCCAAGACUUUAGUGCUCUUGUCAGCAACUAGUUGUAUGAGAGGAUCACUUUCUGAGGAGAUGGAGGCUGGUGGGCUAGGGCUUCCCUUUCCCCCAUCUCCCAAAGUGGGUUGUCGCCACAGGGUAGGCAACUGCAGUGGGGAGUCUGGAUGUAACCCUUGGGCUUCCAGUUACUCAUGCCUGCCUCUGUGGUCACUGGUGGACUCGGCCCUGGAGAACUCAGAUUGCUCUCAUUGUGUUGGGUUUUCCGUGUUCUUCCUUGGACAUCCCCAGCUUUGUUUUUGGAAGAGGUGGUGGUUCCCCAAACAUCAUCUCCCAUGUGUCUCCGUUGUUCAAGCCUUGGUUGUGGUAGUUGCUUAUCACAGCUUUCCGCUGCAGGGUGUAAUACUGAGCUGAUCCCUACUUUUCUUUUCCCAGGUAACAGACGGUUGAAGUACAUUAGCUUAGCUGUCUUGGUGGUUCAGAAUGCCUCUCUCAUCCUCAGUAUCCGCUAUGUGCGCACGCUGCCUGGGGACCGCUUCUUUGCCACUUCCGCUGUGGUUAUGGCUGAAAUCCUUAAGGGAGUCACCUGCCUGCUGCUCAUCUUCAUUCAGAAAAAAGGUGGGGACUACUGUGCCUCAGAAGAUGGAAACCUUGCAGCAAUCCUCCAUUCCCAGCGCAUUAGCCUGUGUUCUUGCUGGGUGGAUCAUUGAGCUUUUGCUUUGGUGAAGGCUAGUGGCUAGCUUGGAAAAAUUGAAUCUCUCUUGUUGUCAGUGAUUUAUUUUAUUUAAUUGUCCUUGCUCUGUCUUGCCUCUGGACUUGGCGCUCUAUGACCAUAAUGCUAUUGCUGUAAAUAUAAAUGCAUGAUAGUAUUUACACACACACACUCUCUCACUCUUAUUUUCCCCCCUCUAUCAAAAAACAAAAAUUCAACCAUCCACUUAAAUUAAUAGGCCUUAGAUUUGAAGUAAAAGGAAGUCAUUAGUCACACAUUGUAUAAUUAACCUACAGAAUUGAUAGCUCUAAGAUGCAGGGGUAGCCACUAGCAUCAGUUCCUUUAUAAAGAGAUUAGUUGGAAGAUCUCUGGCUAUUAUCUCACGCUGCCUGAGGGGAUUGUCAAUAAGGUGUUAGCUAUUGCUUUCGGGGUCCGCUUGUGAACUUCCCGGAAGCCUCUAUUGGUAGACAGAAUGUUGAGAUCAGAUGGGACGACCAGCUGUGUAAAUUCUUAUGCUCUAAUGCCUACUCCGUUUUGCACAUUGUUGUCUAGGGAUAGGUGCCCAGGCUGCUACCUGCCAAACUUGCACAGGCCCAUUCACUUCUAGGGAUUUCUACCAUCCAGCCCAUUAUAAACUUCAGCAGAUGCUUCUACCUUAGCCAAGGCCUUGGGAAAGUAGUACUUUGUACUCUUCCCCCCGCCAGGUGAAUAGUAGCACUAGGCUCGUAGAAGAAGAAGAGUUUGGAUUUGAUACCCUGCCUUUCACUCCCCUUCAGGAGUCUCAAAGCGGCUAACAUUCUCCUUUCCCUUCCUCCCCCACAACAAACACUCUGUGAGGUGAGUGGGGCUGAGAGACUUCAGAGAAGUGUGACUUGCCCAAGGUCACCCAGCAGCUGCAUGUGGAGGAGCGGAGACACGAACCCGGUUCCCCAGAUUACGAGACUACCGCUCUUAACCACUACACCACACUGGCUCUCAUAACUGUGUGCUCACCAUGAGGCAGGUGCAUGGAAUGCCAACGCCUCUGUUGCUGUUCAGACUAGAAAGUAAAGGAUUCCUUUUGUAUGUUGACUCACAUAAGAGAGAGCUUGGUGGGCGCUCUGCCGAGCCAUCAUUACAGCCUCUUCCAUCCCUUGUCAGUUACAAAUAAUGAACCUUGUUAAAAACAACAACAUUUAUUUCCAACCAAGACAGUGGUCUCUUUGUCUGUCUCUCCUUUCCCAGGUAACCUGAAACAGUUUGCUGCUUCCUUGUAUGACUCGAUUGUGGUGCAGUAUAUGGACACACUCAAACUCGCAGUGCCUUCUCUCAUUUACACCCUCCAAAACAACCUCCAAUAUGUGGCCAUCUCCAACCUGCCUGCAGCCACCUUCCAGGUGAGACACCAGCUCUGGGACCCAAGUCUUAGGUCCUCCCUUGCAGGUUAUUCCGAAGAGGGUGCUGUACUCACUUUCAUUCACCCGCUUUAUAUAGAUAUGCACAUCCUGUUCCUCCCACCUCCGCAAUGUUGAAUGAAGCCAUGAGGGGUGGGUAUCCUGAGAUGUGUUACAAUAAUUCCUUAGAGCUCCUGCAGCAGGUCUUAGUGAAGUCAUGUGGAGGCAUCCAGAAAUGUCCGCUGCUGUGUGGGACCACACCUAUAGUUUUAUUUUCCAAGCCUUGGUUAAUAGUACACCCCUAUCCUUACAGUGAGAGCCAUAGACAGCUGUUCAUUGACAGUUAUUCUAUUCUCUGGUGGACAGAGGAACCCUGCAUAUUCUGUGCGCAGAAAAGCAGGAUUAUUUCAUCUGGUUAAAUUAUGCCAAUUAACCAAUUCAGCAGUUUUCUAAAUGUGGGAAAUUAUUCAUUAAAAAAACAAAACUAUUUUGUAUAAUUCUGAUUCUGUUAGGGGAAAGAGCAAACUGUACUUCUGGGUUCUUAGAACUUAGCAGGUAUCGGCCAUUAUUAUUCUCAUUGUUCCCACAGUCGUAAAGGCUUGUAUUUAUGCGCUCUGUCUCUACUUCCAUGGAAUUGCGGUAUGCACACUCCUGGGUAUGUGAUUCUGAGCCUCUACCACUUCAUUGGCUUUCAGGGGUUAAAGUGAGUUCAUUGUGAACUGGUUAAACCAAUGCCACACCAUUUGAGACCUUAGCUGAAUUUGUUAUGUGGAGAACAGGGUAUGAUCUGAAACGGAAUCGGGGUACUAAACUGCAGUACUGCAUUGGAGGCCGUUGUCUGUUUUAGUAACAAUGUGAACCUAUCUAGAGAGUAGGGGUUGGGCCUUUGCUGUUGGUCCCACCCUGGCUGGACGUUCUCCUAUCGCACGGCAUGUUGGGAUGCCUACUAAACUGCACUGCCUUUCUCAGGUCACCUACCAACUGAAGAUCCUCACCACAGCUGUCUUCUCUGUGCUGAUGCUCCGCAAGAGCCUGUCCCGUCUCCAGUGGCUGUCCCUUGUGCUCCUUUUUGUCGGUGUGGCCAUUGUCCAAGUGGAGCAGCAGCAGGCAGGGGGCAGAUCACCCCCUGGAGGCCAGGGAAUGCAACAGAACUACAUGGUGGGGCUUGUGGCCGUGGUGGUAUCAUGCCUGUCAUCUGGCUUUGCCGGAGUCUAUUUUGAAAAGAUCCUCAAGGGCAGCGCAGCCUCCGUCUGGCUACGUAACGUCCAACUAGGCAUCUUCGGAACCUUGCUGGGGCUGUUGGGGCUGUGGUCCACGGAGGGGGCAGCCGUGGCUGAGCGUGGAUUCUUCUUUGGCUACACCCCGCUUGUGUGGGGAGUGAUCCUGAACCAAGCUUUUGGCGGCCUGCUGGUGGCUGUGGUGGUGAAAUAUGCUGACAACAUCCUCAAGGGCUUUGCCACCUCCUUCUCCAUCGUAGUGUCCACAGUGGCUUCCAUCUACCUCUUUGACUUCCACCUCAACCUGCUCUUUGCUCUAGGAGCAGGGCUGGUCAUAGGGGCUGUCUAUCUAUACAGCUUGCCCAAGGGACCUUUGGCCAGCCGCUCCUUAGCGGGGACAGCUACAGAGGAUCAGGGCCACACAGCACAGAGCAAGGAACUUCCUUCUGUGACUACAGAUGGCUUCCUGUCCAAGUCAGUGUUGGUCAAUUGAGAAGAAAAGAGCACAUCCUCCAUACCUGUUUUUGGUUUCUUGUGAAGUUUCCACAGCACUUGUCCUCCCCCUUCAAUUUAAACCUAUCCCGCCUCUGAUUCUCUCCUGCCUCGUGCUCAUCUCUUCUUCUGCCCCCCCUAACUUUGUGCUGACCACUCACCCACUCUCUUCCACGCCGCCCCCAUCCCACUUCUUCCAUUGCCAACUCAACUUCUCCAGCUUCUCCCCGACUCUUAAAUGUUAUGUCUGUUUCUCCACUAUGCCUGUCUGGGGACAAUCCCUGCCCCACCAACAGAAGCAGCUGAAGGGCAAAAGCUGCUUUGGAAUCACCUGGGUCCUUUGCCUUGAGACCCACAAAACUCCCUCUUGUUUGGUCAGCAGGGAGCAAAUUCACAAAGAGGUGUAUUUUUGUAUGAACACACUGAACGAAGGAUCCCAUACAGCCACUGAAGGGGAUGUGUAUGUUGCUGUGGAGAUCACGUGCUGUGCAUAAGCAGAGAAGGGUGGAAGGAGACCUCAUCUGCCAUUGUGGAGCAUACAAAUGUUUUGAGUUAUUUUGGGUUUUUUAGUGUCGUUUUUAAAAACGCCACCUUUGAAGUGGUAGGAUUUUGCUUGCUUACCACUGGCCACUGGGAAUCUGUUAAGUUAAUCUACUGUAGUAGAUGAAAAUUAAAUGAGAAGCGUUCUGAGUGUGUGUGCUUGUGGGAGGGGGAGAGUGGCAGAAUUUGUAUGUUUGUGAAGUGAAAAGAAUUGAGAGGAGAGGAGAACCAGACGGGGAAGUUGGUAGUGAGGGAGGGGGCUGCUAGGAGCCCUGGUUCUCUCCUUUCUCUGGCUCUGGGUGGAUAGUUGGAACUACUGGAUCAUAGCAGGAUUGGAGCUGGGUUCUAGGCAACCUUAAUUAUUUCCUGCCCUCAGCAUGUAUUUAGUGUCUAUAGUCUUUGAGGAUCACUGGGUAAAUGGAGGGGGAGCAUGAAUCACUAGUUACUAAUGAAGAUUUUCCUGUGGAAGACACUGCAGAACUAAACUGCCAUCUGCUUGUCUCAUUUAAUGCUUGAAAUAGCAGCAGUUGUGGGGGGUGAUGGGACAGGGAUGUCCCUUGUUGACAGUGCACAGAGGACUGACUUGCACAGAUGGGAGGUGGGAAAUCUUCAUAAACACUUGCCUUAUGCUGUGGCUCAAUGGAGGUACCUGGGAACCCAAGACUUGAACGCCAGAUACUCUGGAAUCGAAUGGCUGCCACUAGGGGUAGGGCAGAAAGCUGAAAAUCAGCACCAUUCAGAUUCUUUCAUACCCUACAGCGUAGAACAUUGGGUGGGUCUAAAUUGCAACCAGGAUUCCUCGCUAGCUCGGCAGCCUGCACAGUGGAAGGCCCACUGACUGUAGUGCAGCCAUGCAUUUGAGGGCUGCUAGUUUUACGGUUCCAGGCAAGCAGCCAAAGCAGAUCGUAGAUCCCCUCAUGAGCUGCCAUACGUGCUUGGUGGGCUGUGCUCAGCUUGGUGGAUCACAGAGUUGUGCAAACUGGAGCCUGAAGGGUUAAGCCAUGGAGGAGCAGGCACUGGGGUGGUGGCAGCUGUGUCCAUUUUGGUGCCUCACUUUUCCCAGCUCUGCUCAUGGAGGGUUGGUGGGAGAGCAGCUGCCUUUUUAAGAAUCCUUACGCAUUCUGUUCCUGCUGGAGCGAUGUUUCGUGGAGAUCACUAAACCUAGAAAGGGUUUUUUGGCGUCAGGCGUAUCAGUCAGGUUUUGUGUUGGGGUGGGAAGAUAAUCAAAAGUAACAUGGUAUGUGUAUAUAUAUAUAAGGUUUUUAGAUUGCUGAUCAUUUUCUAUGAAUCCUGCUUUUUUUACAGAAAAAAAGCCUGUACCGUUUGCCAAUGUACAUGAACCACAGAUGAAUAAAGAGAGUGUAUUUAUUUAGCCGUAUUGCUUAAUGAUUGAGGAAGCCUCGGAAAGGGCAGACCUUUGCCUCACUCACUGCAUGUCUAACCCUAUUAACACUGGAAGGCGCUUGGGGUGGUAUUUGGGGCGGGGGGGGAGGACCUUCAUCGGAUUGGGGCUCUGGAGAACAACCCUUUUUCAGUGCAGGGAUUUAGCCUUGGAACACAGAAAGUAAUAAAAGCUGUUUGGGUUCGUGAUGCUUUCCCCUGGGUUUAGGAAGAAAUAGGGGUCUGCCUGCUGAUUAAAUGGAUUCAUGGUUGCUCAAUUAAAGCUAAAUAUACAGUGGUACCUCAGGUUACAUACACUUCAGGUUACAGACUCCGCUAACCCAGAAAUAGUACCUCGGGUUAAGAACUUUGCUUCAGGAUGAGAACAGAAAUCACGCGGCAGUGGUGCGGUGGCAGCAGGAGGCCCCAUUAGCCAAAGUGGUGCUUCAGGUUAAGAACAGUUUCAGGUUAAGAAUGGACCUCCGGAACAAAUUAAGUACUUAACCCGAGGUACCACUGUAGUUGCAUUCUUAAUAAAUAGCUCUGGAAGAGGACAUCAUUUUCAUUUUAGAUGAUGCAUGCACAUAUCUCAGUAGACCUCAUCUUAAAAGAGACCUUUCCUCCUGUGUUUAAGAAGAAAUUGGGAGAUACCUCUUCUAAUCUGGGACCCUCUAAUCUGGCCCUAUUAAGUAGUUAGGUUUUCUAAAUUAAAAAAUCUGCCUGAUAAAUUUGGAACACCCCUUUAAACAAAUGUUUCUAAUUGGCUAAAUAUUUCAGUGCUCGGGAUCUGACAUUUUAUUUAGUAAAAUCUAGGGACACAACAUGAUAGAUUACAGCCAUAAGGUAGUGCCAUAUCUCUGUGUCUGAGUUUGGCUUAGUUUGCGCAAAUAGCAGAGCUGUACCCAGUCCCAGAAAUAGGCUGCACAUGAACUACUUGCAUAGCCUACAGUCACCCCUUUUUAUCUGGGAGAGGCCCUGGUUUCUGGUACCUGUCCUUGCUAAAGGACAGGAGAGAGAUUUUAGGCAUGUCUUUUGAAAAUAUGUAUAUAAAUAUGAAAUACUAGUCUUCAGAUUUCAGUCCUCCUCACUUCUCUAGAAAUUCACUCUCUGGGAUGCAUCUUGAUGCUCCUACAACACACAUCUCAUUGCCGAAAGGGCCAGAGCACGUGGCUGGCAUGCAGACAGUCCCAGCACCAAUGCCAUUCCCAGGCAGGACUGGGCAAGACCCUUGCCUCACUGAGCAAGAAGCCGCAUUGGCCUAACUUGGUAUGAGGCAUUUUUCUAUGUUCCUCAUAGAACAAGAGCCUAAGAGCUUUGCAGGAUCAUGCCAAAGGCCAAUCUAGUCCAACCUUCUGUUUUGGUGGUGGCCAACCAGAAGCUCAUGGGAAGCAGGACUUUGGUGCUGUGGUGCUGCUUCUAUUUGCUCUGUAACCUCCUCAGAUAGUAAAUCAGGAAUGGAGAACCAGCAUGUUUCUCUAAAGCUUCUCCCACCUGCCUGACUCCUGGUGGCAAAGGACAUGGCUCCUUGCCAGAAGUUGGGUUGGCCGUUCCUGCCAAAAUCAAGGGAUCUGCAUCAUAUCUGGUUUGAUCUUAAGCUGUACAGGUGCCAGGUGAUAAUCUGACAAGUGGACAGCCCCACAGGAACACCCCCUCCAAUUAAGGGGCAAGUUAUUUUGACACCUGAGACAGAAAACUGCCCUCUGUAGCAGUUGAAUAUACAGUGGUGAUAAAUCACAACAUGCAGUGCUGUAGCUACUGGGGAACUUUUUUUUUUUGUCCUGGGUGAAGCCUCCAGAGCAGUGAUUCUCAACCUUGGGUCCCCAGAUGUUUUUGGCCUACAACUCCCAUGAUCCCUAGCUCACAGACCAGUGGUCAGGGAUGAUGGGAGUUGUAGGCCAAAAACAUCUGGGGACCCAAGGUUGAGAAAGGCUGCUCCACUGAGGUUCUCAGCCUGUGCCUGGGGGUGCCAAACUGUGUCUUUGACCUGGGUGAGAUCAUGCCUAGUUUCGCCCCUGCUUUCAUGACACCUGAAACCAGCGGCCUAACUCUGCUCAGCAGUAGUGCCAGCCCUGUGCACUGAAGCUGGAAUGAGUGCUCUGCUGAAGUGAAGGACAUGAGGCAGGAGUUGGUAAUGCAGGUGAGCUGUGCACAAGCAAGCUGCCAGCUAGCUCUGUUGAGGCUCCUUUUAUUGGCACAAUAUGCAAAACCAGGCAGAUACAUUUUGGACUAUGACCUUUACACAUCUUCCAAUCCUGAGAUCGAGGGGUGGUACAAAGUUAUUUUGGCGCCUGUUUCCACCGCGUCAUUUUCCCCUUGCACAAUGUAUGACGAAGGAGACAAAGGUCACAGACAGGGCAUAGCAGACUACUAAGAGAACAAAAGGUUAGAUAGAUCGCUGCUCCACACCCAGCGAUCAUUCCUACACUUUGCUAAGCCCCGCCUGCUUCCCAGCUAACGAAGUGGAUAAGGUCAGCCUACUAACACAUCCCAUGGAGUAAGCAGCUGCAGGAUAGGGCAUGGUACGUAAAAGGACCCAACCAGGUGGAGGAGGAGCUUGAGCAAUGUUUAAGUGGGGCGGGGUUUGGUGAGGUAGAGAAGGCGAGGUUUCUGGGUGUCAGAACAUAGCUGAGCUAUAGUAAUUUAUUAUUUAUACCCCGCCCAUCUGGUUGGGCUUCCCCAGGCGCUCUGGGCAGCUUCCAACCAAAUAUUAAAAUACAGUACUACAUCAAACAUUAAAGGUUUCCCUAAACAGGGCUGCCUUCAGAUGUCUUCUAAAAGUUUGGUAGUUGUUCUCUUUGACAUCUGGUGGGAGGGCAUUCCACAGGGCGGGUGCCACUACCAAGAAGGCCCUCUGCCUGGUUCUCUGUAACUUGGCUUCUUGCAGUGAGGGAACCGCCAGAAGGCCCUCAGUGCUGGACCUCAGUGUCCAGGUAGAGCGAUGGGGGUGGAGACGCUCCUUCAGAUAUACUGGACCGAGGCUGUUUAGGGCUUUAAAGGUCAGCACCAACACUUUGAAUUGUGCCUGGAAACGUACUGGGAGCCAAUGUAGGUCUUUCAAGACCGGUGUUAUGUGGUCUCGGCGGCCGCUCCCAGUCACCAGUCUAGCUGCCGCAUUCUGGAUUAGUUGUAGCUACAAGGAACGUCCCUGGAAAAGGCUGGCCAGGAUGUUAUUAGAGGGAACCCAACCCAGAGAUCACAGGGUAGUGGGUCGGAAGGCUCUGGUCCCUUCACCAGAGGGCACAAACCCUCAGGGCUGAAUGCAAAAGGCACCCGGGACUCAUCAUGCAAUUUCACCCAUCAUGUGCCAUUUCAGACUGCAAGUUGGGGAGUCGUGUGGCUGAACGUUCCUCCCUGCACGCAGAAAACAAAAUGACAGAGAGAGUUGGUAGCCUAGUCUUCCCCCAGCUUAGCAGAAGAGUGCAUGCACACAUAAGAGCCUGGUAUCAGUCCCUGUAUUCUAGAGACAGAUUAAUAAAACUGCUAGCACAUUUGCAAAGCUAAGCAGGGUCCAGCGUGGUUUCAAAUGGGAUGGGAGACUGCCUGUUGAGAUUACUGCUUUGGGGGGUUGCCAAAGUUGACCCUUGGGGUCCCUUUCAAUUCUGUGUUUCUAUUCUAAGUAGGGCUGAGAACCUGGUGGGAGACUGGGGGAGAGAGCCAGUUCCAGCCACAGCAGACAAGACUUGGAUGGUCUGACUGUAGAAAGCAACUCCUGCUGUUCCAAGUUUUGCAUGUGAAGGGACUUUAAAAAAAGAAAUAAUUGAUUGCAAUGAGUCAAUCUCUCUCUCUUAGUAACAUUGGGAAUAUUUAUUCUACCUGCCGAAUAUAUAUAUAUUUUAAAGAUAUUUAGCUCUGGGGCACCUCACAAUCUCAAAGGAAAAUGAACCACCAUCUAAAAACAAUAAAUUGGCUACAAACCAGAGGUAGGUGUCUAUAUACCACCAUGGCUCUGACUUUCACUUGCAGGAGAACAGUUGCAGCUGAAGAGCGCUGGGAAGCCCAUGUCCUCUUCAUGGGCUUUCCAGAGGCAUCUUAUUGGCUGCUGAGGGAAGGGAGAUGAUGGACCAGAUAAGCUUUGGCCUGAUCCUUGGAGAUGCUGUUCUUAGAAAUUACGGCUACUGCCUUGUCUGCUGUUUGUGUGGCCUAAGCCUUUGUGUGAUUUGCUCUAUGGAUCUCAGUUCACUUUGACACUAAACUUUAAACGCAGUGUAAACAGGAGUGAGUUGGAUUAAUUAUCUGACUUGGUAUAAGGCAAUUUCCUACAUUCCUAUGAGUGCGGAAUUUGAAAUAUCCUAGUUUGGGUGUGGGUGUGUAUGUUUGAUUGAUUGAUUGAUUGAUUGAUUGAUUGCAGAGUAUACACAGCUCCCUCCCAAGGCCUAGAAAUGGUUUGCUGCAGUAAAAAAUAGCUACCGAUGUUUCCCAGUGCUCAUGGCUGUGUCCGUCCUGUCAGUUUCUGUAACUGCAGUGUGCAAGUGCAGAAAUGGUUGGAUGCAGAAUCCAGUGUCCUAAGAACUGCAGCUGUCUCCUUUUUAAAGGAAGGUUUUAGUCUUUGGAACCUCCAAAGAACAUGGGCAUGUGAAAUUAGAAGCGGAAGGGAAUGCAUUAUGCAAAAAUUGCACAUUUUGUUCAACUGGCAUUUUAGUUUAGUACAGUAUAUCUAAUCUGUCUCUGCUUUAAAAACACACGCGGUGCCUUUAACAACUUAAUUUAAACUUAAAUUGCAUAACUUAUACAGGUUGCAAUGGGUUUGUUUGUUUGUUUCAGUAGAGAGUAUUCAGAACCGCCCACUUCCCUUAUCAACCCUUCCUGCCUUCCCUGUUGUUUUCUUUCCUGGAUUGCAUAAUCUAUGGCUCAGCAUCUUUCACUGCUAAGAUGGAGGUGAAAGAAUUUCGGAGGAAGUUGCAUUUGUGGCACAGAUCAGAGCUGGACAGGUUUCAGGCUGGUGAUAUGUUCAGUACUUUGGUUUUUUAUUACUAGAACCUUGAGGUCUUAUCAAGCAGAGCCAAGUGCAAUAUUGUGGCUCAUGGGCAGGCAGGCAUACAUGUGAGUGAAGGAACAGGGUACUUCUGAGCACAUGCAAAGCCUGGGAAUUUGGUGAGCACAAUACUAAGCACACAAGUCCUUUCACAUACCCCCCAAAGCCCCUAUCACACACACACACCCCUGAAAUAAUUUUUGGGGGGCUUUUUUCCCCUUGAUGCCAUAGAACAGGAUUAACCAGGGGCGAAAACUCCAGCCCUGGCUAUGGUAGACCUGCUCAGUGCUUUGAUCGGAUGCAUUUUAAUGUCACCAAGCAAUGUCACCACAUAUUGUCAGCCCUAUCCUUUUUAAAUGAAAGCUGCAAUGCUGAGAGUGCUGAAUUCUGCACUCAGUGUCAACAUACCCUCCAACAACGUCCUAUUCAAUUAUCAUAAUCAUUAUUAUGAAUGAGUUGCCCCAGCCACUCUAGGCAGCUUCCAACAUAUAUAAAAACAUAAUAAAGCAUUAAACAUUUUUAAAAAACCAAAAACUUCCCUUUACAGGGCUGGCUUCAGAUAUCUUCUAAAGGUUGUAUAGUUACUUAUCUCCUUGGCUCAAGGGCCAAUGAAAAUAGGGACGUCCUAAGGAAAAGCAGGAAAUAAGUAGCUAUCUUAUCUUUAAAAGACAUUUGAAGGCAGCCCUGUUUAGGGAAGUUUUUAAUAUUUAACGCUGUAUUGUUUUUAACACUCGACUGGGAGCCGCCCAGAGUGGCUGGGAAAACCCAGCCAGAUGGGCAGGGUAUAAAUAAAUUAUUAUUAUUAUUAUUAUUAUUAUUCCAUGGUAAAUCAGAAACCCAGAUAGCUUCUGUAAAUCUGGAACGGUCCAGAAAUAGGGACACUUGGAAGGUCUGUGUCAGCCUUUACGAUUAUAGAACAACAUGUAGCUCAGAGUCUGUUUUGGUUUGUUCAAGAGCAUAUAACAAAGAACGAGGGGCGCACACUUCCAUUUUCUCUCAAGGGUGUGAGUGUCCAUUAUCCUUUUAGCUCAACCAUUAUAUUUUCAUGCUUUCUUCCAGGAUCUUGGCUAAAGAAAAAGGAUCUUAA
Molecule: messenger RNA, 14117 nt
Organism: Podarcis lilfordi (Lilford's wall lizard)
Lineage: Eukaryota; Metazoa; Chordata; Lepidosauria; Squamata; Lacertidae
Source: the annotation of a GenBank genome assembly